Didymella exigua CBS 183.55 is the source of this 3222-nucleotide messenger RNA. Its product is annotated as potassium/sodium eff. The coding region runs from base 1 to 3222 and encodes 1073 amino acids. The transcript has 2 exons. Lineage: Eukaryota; Fungi; Ascomycota; Dothideomycetes; Pleosporales; Didymellaceae. Gene Ontology annotation, biological process: calcium ion transmembrane transport; intracellular calcium ion homeostasis. Gene Ontology annotation, cellular component: plasma membrane. The record is from RefSeq and is a predicted model, not a curated record. Gene Ontology annotation, molecular function: ATP binding; P-type calcium transporter activity; ATP hydrolysis activity.
AUGGGCGACGAAGCCAAAUCGCCCGACGAGACGCAUGUCAGUGGGCAGGCGAACAAACCUCUCAGCCUGCCCCCUCACAGUCUUACGCUCGCCCAGGUUGUGGACGAAUUGAGCACCGAUACCUGGUCCGGACUCGAUGAUGCCGAGGCCAAACGUCGCCUUGAGGAAUAUGGCGCCAACGAUCUGGGAGAGACGGCCGGAGUAUCUCCAAUCAAGAUCCUGAUUGCUCAGGUUGCAAACGCGAUGACCAUGGUGUUGAUCCUGGCCAUGGCUGUCAGUUUCGGCAUCCAGUCCUGGAUCGAAGGCGGAGUGGUUACAUUUGUCAUUCUGCUGAACAUCGUGGUGGGCUUCUUCCAGGAGUGGUCCGCGGAGAAAACAAUGGAUUCGCUGCGCUCGCUGAGCUCUCCGACCGCGCGCGUCAUCCGUGGAGGACAGCAGUCGACCAUUCCCUCCGCCGAGAUCGUUCCCGGCGACGUCAUCGAGAUCAAGACCGGUGAUACUCUGCCCGCGGAUAUCAGGGUGUUCGAAGCGGUCAACUUCGAGACAGACGAGGCGCUGCUCACAGGGGAGUCGUUGCCUGUGCGCAAGAACGAAGAGGCGACUUUUGGAGAGAAGACAGGCCCUGGAGACCGUCUCAACGUUGCGUACAGCUCUUCCAACGUCACAAAGGGACGUGCAAAGGGCGUCGUCUUCGCCACGGGUGUCUACACCGAGAUUGGCGCCAUUGCUUCCCAGCUGCGAGAAUCAGAGUCCAAGGUGCGACCGGUCAAGAACCGCGGCCCGGACGGUCGUGCCAAACCGCAUCGCUACCUCGAGGCCUACACCCUCACGACGACCGACGCCAUUGGAAGAUUCCUGGGUCUCAAUGUCGGAACGCCGUUGCAGAAGAAGCUGUCUAAGCUGGCGAUGCUGUUGUUCGGCAUUGCCGUGCUCUGCGCCAUCAUUGUCCUUGCAGCAAACAGCUUCAACGCAACACAGGAAGUCAUCAUCUACGCGGUCGCCACUGGUUUAUCUAUGAUCCCCGCCAGUCUGGUCGUCGUCCUCACCAUCACCAUGGCUGCUGGAACCAAGAGCAUGGUCAAGCGCAAUGUAGUCGUCCGGAACCUCAAGUCGCUGGAAGCCCUCGGGGGCGUGACGGACAUCUGUUCUGACAAAACCGGAACGCUGACACAGGGCAAGAUGAUUGCCCGCGGCGCCUGGCUGCCUGCCGUUGGAACGUACACGAUCGAGAACUCGACGGCACCGCAGGACCCCACGAUCGGCCAUGUCCGCUUCCACCCCGACUCGCCAGGCAAGAUGGACCUCAAGACGGGCGGCGAAAAGUGCGGCGAGCUCGUGGGCGCCGAGAGGCUCCACCCGUCCGCAUCCAAGGGCCUCGAGGAGUUCCUCAACGUCGCUUCGCUGGCCAACCUGGCCGCUGUCAAGAAAAAGGACGACGGCACCUGGGAAGCCCACGGCGACCCGACCGAGAUUGCCAUCCAAGUGUUCGCCGCACGUUUCGGUCUGGAUCGCUCCCGCAUGACAAAGGGCGACACGGCUACCUGGGAAGAUCUCGUAGAGCUCCCCUUCGAUUCGGACGUCAAGCGCAUGUCGGUCAUCAUGCGCGCCUCGGACGGCAAAGCGCACGCAUUCACCAAAGGCGCCGUCGAGCGCGUGAUCCAGAGCUGCACAUCCGUCGCCACGAGUGCCGACGAGUACGGCAGCAUCACCGACGAGUUCCGUGAGGAGGUCCUCCGCAACAUGGAAGCGCUGGCCAGUCUCGGACUGCGCGUGCUAGCACUAGCCAGCAAGGCCUGCGAGGGCCCGGUCGAGAAGGGCGCAGAGGUGCAGCGUGCCUCUGUCGAGAGCGACCUCGUCUUCCGCGGCCUCAUCGGCCUGUACGAUCCGCCUCGCCCCGAGUCCGCUCCCGCCGUGCGCCAGUGCCACGAGGCUGGCAUCGAGGUGCACAUGCUGACGGGCGACCACCCCGAGACGGCCAAGGCGAUCGCGAUCGAAGUCGGCAUCCUCCCCUCUGCAGACCGCAUGAAGCGCAUCUCAGCCGACGUCGCCAAAGUUCUGGUGAUGACGGCUUCGGACUUCGACAGCCUCAGCGACGACCAGGUGGACGACUUGCCCGUCCUGCCGCUGGUCGUCGCCCGCUGCGCGCCCUCGACCAAGGUCCGUAUGAUCGAGGCGCUGCACCGUCGCGGCCGCUUCUGCGCCAUGACCGGCGACGGCGUCAACGACUCGCCGUCCCUCAAGCGAGCCGACGUCGGCAUCGCCAUGGGCCAAGCUGGAUCUGACGUCGCCAAGGAAGCAUCAGACAUUGUCCUCACCGACGACAACUUCGCCUCGAUCCUGGCCGCCAUCGAAGAAGGCCGGCGCAUCUUUGACAACAUCCAGAAAUUCGUGCUGCACGUGCUGGCUGAGAACGUUGCGCAGGCCGGCACCCUGCUCGUCGGCCUCGCGUUCAAGGACAGCACGGGGCUCUCCGUGUUCCCCCUCGCGCCCGUCCAGGUCGUAUGGAUCAUCAUGGCGACAUCCGGGAUGCCGGACAUGGGGCUGGGGUUCGAGCGCGCGGUGCCGGACAUUCUGCACCGGCCCCCGCAGUCGCUGAAGACGGGCAUCUUCACCAUGGAAUUCCUGGCCGACAUGGUGGUAUACGGGCUGUGGAUUACGGCGCUGUGCCUGGCGAGCUUCACGCUCGUCGUGUUCGGGUUCGGCGACGGCAAUCUGGGUAGCGGGUGCAACGAGGGCUACAAUCCGUCGUGCGAGCUGGUGUUCCGGGCGCGCGCGACCACGUUCGCGUGUCUGACGUGGUUCGCGCUGUUCCUGGCGUGGGAGAUGGUCGACAUGCGCCGCUCGUUCUUCCGCAUGCAGCCCGGCUCGCCGCGCUACCUGACGCAGUGGAUGCUCGACGUGUGGCGGAAUCAGUUCCUCUUCUGGGCGAUUGUGGCUGGCUUCGCGACCUUGUUCCCGCUCAUCUACAUUCCCGUCGUCAACACGGUGGUGUUCAAGCACGCGCCUAUUGACUGGGAGUGGGGCAUUGUGUUUGUCGAGGCGGGCUUGUUCUUUGCGGGCGUCGAGAGCUGGAAGUGGGCUAAGCGCGUUUACUUCCGCCGCCGGGCGAGGGGGGAGACGGGCGUUGAUGCUCAGGAUCUGGAGGUGGAGGACCGCGUGUUUGGGCGCUAUUAUACGACUGAGACUGCGAUGUCGCAGGAGUCCGGCCGGGAGAAGGUUUGA